Messenger RNA from Capsicum annuum, 1242 nucleotides. RefSeq names its product GDSL esterase/lipase APG. NCBI's taxonomy places the organism in Eukaryota, Viridiplantae, Streptophyta, Magnoliopsida, Solanales, Solanaceae. The record is from RefSeq and is a predicted model, not a curated record. Gene Ontology annotation, cellular component: apoplast. Gene Ontology annotation, molecular function: hydrolase activity, acting on ester bonds.
AAUGCUCAAGAUUCCACAACACUUGUUCCUGCAAUUAUUAUAUUUGGCGAUUCAGCUGCUGAUGUAGGAAAUAAUAACUAUAUUCUUACACUUUUUAAAGCCAAUUAUCCACCUUAUGGAAGAGAUUUUGUUACUCAUCAACCUACUGGUAGAUUCUGUAAUGGAAAAUUAGUCACCGAUAUGACUGCUGAUGUACUUGGCUUCACUACUUACCCGUCUGCAUACUUGAGCCCUCAAGCAUCUGGCAAGAAUCUCCUUAUUGGUGCUAAUUUCGCUUCCGCCGGUGCUGGCUACGAUGAUAAAACAUCCAUCCUCAACCAUGCAAUUCCAUUGCCAAAACAGAUGCAAUAUUACAAGGAAUACCAAUCCAAGCUAGAAAAAGUUGCAGGCAAACAGAAAGCAGCAUCCAUACUAAAGGAUGCACUCUACACAUUAAGUGCUGGAACUGCUGAUUUCUUACAGAAUUACUACUUCAAUCCUUAUCUUAACAAAAUUUCUACUCCUCGUCAGUAUAGUUCUUAUCUUGUCCGCAUGUUCACUCGCAUCGUCAAGGAGUUGUAUGGGCAAGGAGCAAGAAGGAUUGGGGUGACUUCAUUGCCAGCAUUGGGCUGUCUCCCAGCUAUUAAAACAUUGUUUGGAUUUCAUAAGAGUGGAUGUAUCUCAAGAAUCAAUAGAGACGCCCAACACUUGAACAAAAAGAUGAAUUCAACUGCAACCAGAUUGCGAAAGCAACUUCCUGGCCUUAAAAUUGCUAUAUUUGACGUUUUCCAGCCCAUGUAUGACCUCGUGAAAUCUCCAUCAGACCACGGAUUCGCGGUAGCUAAUCGAGGGUGCUGUGGGACUGGAAAAGUGGAGACAACAUCAUUCUUUUGCAACCCAAAGUUAGCAGGGACAUGCAAAAAUGCAACAGAGUAUGUGUUUUGGGAUAGUGUACAUCUAUCUCAAGCUGCUAACCAAGUCCUGGCUGAUUCACUCAUUAUCCAAGGCAUCAGCCUACUUGGAUAAUUAAUCCAACAAAAUAUGUGGAUUGUAUUAUUAUUGUUGUGAGUUUUGAAUUACUCUAGCAACUGGAACAGUUGAGGAACUGUAGUAGCUCAGUUGGUUGGCUUUUAGAACUUUCAUCUGUUGAUGAUGGUUCGAUUCUCACCUUGUAAUCCUCUCCCCCGCAACACUGCCACCUGGUUUACUUUUUCCUUUGUUCUUUUUAAAUUUCAAAAUGUCAGAAAGUUAAUUUGUGAUGUA